GACGUGAACAUGGUGAGGGGAGGGUUGGUGAAGUGAUUUUGUUAGACCACGUUUUGGGAGAGGUCGAGCCAGUCAGCCGUUAGCCAAAUUUCCUCUGUAUUACUCUUAAUUAUUUUCAUUCUGACUGUAGUUCUUAAACUGCUCCUAAAGGUGCCUGCUAUGCUGUAGCGAGUGGGGAGAGGAGGAACAGAUUGGGGCACAGAGGAUAAGAGAUGGGGAAGCAAAAGAAAGCAAGGAAGUAUGCGACAAUGAAGCGAAUGCUUAGUCUCCGAGAUCAGAGGCUUAAAGAAAAGGAUAGAUUAAAACCUAAAAAAAAAGAAAAGAAAGAUCCCAGUGCACUCAAGGAAAGAGAAGUCCCCCAACAUCCUUCCUGCUUAUUCUUCCAAUAUAACACACAGCUGGGCCCACCUUACCACAUCCUGGUUGAUACCAACUUUAUCAACUUUUCCAUUAAAGCCAAACUUGACUUAGUACAGUCAAUGAUGGACUGUCUUUAUGCCAAGUGUAUCCCUUGUAUAACUGACUGUGUAAUGGCUGAAAUUGAGAAACUGGGGCAGAAGUAUCGAGUGGCUCUAAGGAUUGCCAAGGAUCCAAGAUUUGAACGAUUACCAUGCACACACAGAGGAACCUACGCAGAUGACUGCUUAGUGCAGAGAGUAACUCAGCACAAGUGUUACAUUGUGGCCACAGUUGACCGAGACCUUAAACGAAGGAUCCGGAAGAUUCCUGGAGUUCCCAUCAUGUACAUUUCUAACCAUAGGUACAACAUUGAGCGGAUGCCAGAUGAUUACGGAGCCCCUCGGUUCUAAUUCUUAAAAGAUAGAGUUCCUCUGCCUUCCUUUACCAACUUUUUCUAUUGCCGGUUCAUAUUAGCAACAUGCUAUAGCAUGAAUUAUUCUUCUUACCCUUUUCCUGUUAUGAGCUGAGUAUGGUUAAAUACACUCACUUUUUGGUAUUGUUUUGAAAUUGAUAAUUUGUAUCAUUUUAAAUAUUGUUGCAUUUUUUUUAUAAAUCAGAUGAUUGCUCAUA
Lutra lutra (Eurasian river otter) is the source of this 1029-nucleotide messenger RNA. It is a transcript of the gene FCF1, whose product is annotated as FCF1 rRNA-processing protein. Gene Ontology annotation, cellular component: nucleolus; small-subunit processome. The transcript has 8 exons. The coding region runs from base 213 to 809 and encodes 198 amino acids. Lineage: Eukaryota; Metazoa; Chordata; Mammalia; Carnivora; Mustelidae. The record is from RefSeq and is a predicted model, not a curated record.